This is a messenger RNA of Ostrinia furnacalis (Asian corn borer), 3653 nucleotides long. It is a transcript of the gene Cka, whose product is annotated as Connector of kinase to AP-1. Lineage: Eukaryota; Metazoa; Arthropoda; Insecta; Lepidoptera; Crambidae. Gene Ontology annotation, molecular function: protein binding. Bases 240 to 2294 code for a protein of 684 amino acids. The record is from RefSeq and is a predicted model, not a curated record. The transcript is spliced from 9 exons.
AAAAAAAGACAAGCAAAGCAAUGUAGCGGACGGACGUCGUUUCGACUUUUCUAUUCCGUCAUGCAAUAAUUUUUGUCAUUCAUGAAUUCGUCGUUAAAAAAUAUUUUAUAUGGUGAACCUUACGUGAACGUUAGUUGAAAUAUAGUUUAAAUAAUGUGUUUAGUAUUUUAUUUCGCGUAGUUCAUUCUCGUAGAUCUUUAAGAUAGGUGUGUGACAAGUUCGGUAAUGGUGGCCAUGUCAUGAAAAUCCCAACAGCCAUGGAUGAUAGCUCCGUAUCUCAUCACAACGGAGGGCAAGUGGGAUCUCAAAUUGGAGUCAGUGUAAAUAAUAAACAAAAUGACGAACCUAGCCAAAGUGUCCAGUAUUCAAUACCGGGCAUCUUACAUUUUAUCCAACACGAAUGGGCGAGAUUUGAACUCGAGAGAUCACAAUGGGAGGUGGACAGAGCAGAGUUUGAGUCGCGGAUCGCCUUCCUCCAAGGCGAGAGGAAGGGCCAGGAGAAUCUAAAGAAUGAUCUCGUGAGGCGGAUCAAAAUGCUCGAGUACGCGCUGAAGCAGGAGAGGGCGAAGUUCCACAAGCUUAAGUACGGCGUGGAGCUCCAGCAAGGGGACGUGCGCCCGCCGCCCGACGAGCCGCCGGCGGAGCCCGAGCCCGCCGAGCGGGCGCAGUGGAAGCAGGGCCGUCAGCUCAUCAAACAAUAUCUACAGGAGAUAGGAUAUACAGACACCAUCCUCGACGUUCGUUCAAACCGAGUAAGAAACUUACUUGGUCUGAACAACGAGGAGCAGGCUGAGGACCCAAACUACAGAAACUAUGACAAGCAGCAGCGGGACAGAUGUGACUACUCAAUAAACUCUAUGGUUCGAAAGUAUGAUUAUGGCAAAGAGCAGCGGAAAGGCGGCGUGCCGUCGGGCGGCGUGUACAACGAGGAAGGGCUGUCGGUGCAGGAGACCGCCGCCGUGUUCGCCAACUUCGAGUUCCUGGCCAACCAGGAGAUGGACAUGGACGAGAUCGACGACCUGGACGCGAAACAGCCCCACCAUGCUUCCGGAAAACAAGGUGAAGAGGUCGACCACGAGGCUGAGGAGGUGUUAAACGAGCUGAACAUGCUGACGGAGAGCGAGGCCGACGGCGGCGGCCAGGGCGACGAGUACCCCGUCGUGAAAUUCCCAGGCAGUGCAUCGGGGGUCCCGGCGACGGCGGCGGGCGGCGCCGGCGGCGAAGCUGACGAGGAGCCUUUAGCCCUGGGCGAGCUGGCACAGCUGACGGUCAGCAAUGAGCCUGAGGCGUAUGACGUGGCCAGCGCCAACAAGGAGUCCUUCCGCAAGACUUGGAACGCUAAAUACACGCUGCGCUCGCACUUUGAUGGGGUCCGAGCGCUGGCGUUCCACCCGACGGAGGCCGCGCUGGUGACAGCGUCCGAAGACCACACGCUCAAGCUGUGGAACCUGCAGCGCACGGUGCCCGCCAAGAAGUCGGCCGGGCUGGACGUCGAGCCGCUGUACACCUUCCGUGCGCACACCGCGCCUGUGCUGUGCCUCGCUAUGGGCGCGCCGCGGUCUGAGGAGUGCUUCUCAGGAGGCCUGGAUGGAACCAUCCGCGUCUGGAAUCUGCCCGCGCCCACCGCUGACCCGUAUGACCCGUACGACCCGGCUGUGCAGGGCCCCGUGCUGCGCGAUCACACAGACGCAGUGUGGUCGCUGGCGGCGUCGCACGGGCGGCUUCUGUCAGCGUCGGCGGACGGCACGGCGCGCGUGUGGGCGCCGCGCGCGCCGCGCCCGCUGCUGGCCACGCUGCGCGACGACCAGCUGCCCGCCGCGCUCGCGCCGGCCGCCGCUGACUUCGCGGACGCCGCCUCGCGCGCCGCCGUCGUCUACCGCGACGGCUCGCUGCUGCUGUACGACCUGGAGACCGCCCAGGCGGUGCUGCGCGUGUCGUGCGACAGCGGCGCGACGCGCGUGCGCGCGCACCCGACGCUGCCGCUGCUGGUGACGGCGCACGAGGACCGGCACAUCCGCUUCUGGGACGCGGUGUCGGGGCGCUGCGCGCACGCCAUGGUGGCGCAUCUGGACGCCGUCACGGGGCUGGCGCUCGACCCCAACGGGCUGUUCCUGCUGUCGGGCUCGCACGACUGCUCCGUGCGCCUCUGGAACCUCGACACCAAGACCUGCGUGCAGGAGAUCACCGCGCACCGCAAGAAGUUCGACGAGAGCAUCCUCGACGUCGCCUUCCACCCGCUCCGGCCCUACAUCGCCAGCGCCGGCGCCGACGGGCUCGCCAAAGUCUUCGUCUGAGCCCGACCCUAUGUAUGUCGAAUAUAUAUGAUACAUGUAAUUUUACUUUCGAUACGACCGUGUACAGUGCCGUUUUGGAGUUACGCUUGGAGCCGUUCGGGUGCGGGACGACGGACGUUCCGGUGCGGCGCGGCGGUGCGCCCGCGAGACGCGCCUCGGCUCCUGGGACGGAACCGGGCUGUUGUCAUACGCUAGAAAGGGACUCGACUUGUCAUCCGUCGCAGGAAUCGAUGUGCGUCUCGCGGGGACCGAUGGAUUUUCGAUGGCGAUUCCUAAUAGUCGAUAUACGUUAGGCCCGAGGAAUUCGUCGGUCUCGAUGGCGAAACGCCGCUGUAGUUGAUUUUUAGAUUAUUCAUUUUUGAAAACUUUUACACUCGAGAAGUUGUAACGAUAUAACUUAAUCACUCUAAAGUUAACCUGACCUAUCUAGUCCCAGAUCUAUACUUCGCUCGAUGAUGACAACUUGUUACAGCUUUGCUCGCCGCCGCGACGGUCGAUACGUGUCUCGUCGACCGAUCGCGGCGGUCGUGUGAUCGCCGAGCUCAGAACGGGAGUGAAUCCGAAUCGAAGUCAGUGAAAUAGUGUUCGCUUUUUUCGGAGAGCUCGAAUCGCUCGGAAGCGUAAACUUUGAGAAAUAGUAGUGUAACGCAGUAGCGAGUCGCGUCAUCGUAGGCGGGCCCGGCCGGUAGCGGGCGGGCCGCGGGAGGCCGCCGGUUCGUUUUAUCGUAUUUAAUAUUAUAACGUAAUGGACGCGCGCUCGACGCUCGUUAUAAGCGCGUAGUGAACACUCAUCUAUGUAUAGACAUUUGAAAUCUAUUAUAAUAUAUUUUUAGACUUUCAGUAUGUGGAUUUUAGGUUUUUAUCGCGACUUUUUCACCGAUUUUACGAUACGCAGUGAGAAUAUUGUUCGUUUCUAUGCAUCUGUAAGGAGACCUUGUAAUAAAUAUCUUGUGGAUACCGAAGAUGUUUCCUUGGAACGUUUUUAUGUUUUCGUGUCUGUACAGUUAGAUGUUACGCAGUGAUGCUGAUUUCUCGCAGAGAACGAAUGGUGUUUCUUUUAGCUAGUACAUUUUUAUUUAAAUCAAUUUGAUUUUCAUAGAGAAUAUUUUUGUUUUGUUACAUGUAUGAACACAUGCUCUCAUUAUUUGAUGAUUAUAACUUACGCAGGUGAUGAGCGGUCGAACAAAAAUAUGAUUGAGUAGAAGUACUAUAUCGAAAAUAACAUAAGUAAUGUUUGUUCAUAACGAGUACUGCGAUGUAGAAUAUAUAUUAUAAAACAUUACAUAUUCCUUUAUUUUCCUUGAAUUCAUACUUGUACACAUACAUCCAAAAUUGAUAGUAAAAAGCAACAUAACCGAA